Molecule: messenger RNA, 1732 nt
Organism: Aricia agestis (brown argus)
Lineage: Eukaryota; Metazoa; Arthropoda; Insecta; Lepidoptera; Lycaenidae
Product: paramyosin
Exons: 10
Coding region: 115-1359 (414 amino acids)
Source: RefSeq, a predicted model, not a curated record
CAAUGUCAAGGUAUAUAUUUUGUCAAACUAUUUUGAACCAAUCUUUUAUAACAAGAAAAUACAACGUACCUGUUUAUUACUAUUUUUUAUUGGAAAACUAUUAUUUACCUUAGAAUGCCUGAGCACCCCAAGCUGCCGCAGAGCGCGUCGCCCGUGGCCAGGUCCGGUGGUGGCGACAUCUCGGAGAAGGAGCUCUCCCGCGAGAGGUGCAUACUGUACGCCACACCCACUACUGCCAUGCGGCACCAACGAGCGCAUCCCAAGAAGCAGCUGUUUUCUGCCCCCGUGAACAAGUUCACUGCCAAAACUGCCACUUCUGGUCGCAACUUGUCACGAAUAAGAAGCUGCCUAGACGAAUAUAAGAAGACGCCAGUGAAGGCUAUGAAGAUUCAAGAAAAGGCCGUGUCAAUGGAGGACUUGACUCCUUCGAAAAGGAUAAAGAAUGAAAACAACGACAAUCGUCUAUCGAUUGUCCGCUCGCCGAAGAUCCGUACAGCAGACGAAGACCAGGCCGCUGCGAGGGUCGCCAGGUUCAUGGUGGUUGCCGCGUGGAGGAGGAGACGACAGGAGAUACGGUGCCUGAGGAAGACCUUGGAGUGUCAGGCGAACAGUUCUGAGCGUCUGCGUAUACAAGUGAGCACACUCAAGUCUCUGCUGGACUCGGACAACACGAAGGUGCGACUGGCCAUCAGGGAGCUGGAGCGACUGAAACUGCUGCUGCGGGAAAAGGAAGUUGAGAAGGCUUUGUCGGAAAGGGAGAAGCAAGCACUACAACAGGACAUUUGCAGCGCAGAGGAUAGAGCUGCAGAAAUGGCUGUCGGCUGGCGUAAUUGUCGCAAUGAGCUAGAGAACGUCCAAAAGUCGCUAGCUCUGGCGGAAGAAGACCUGCGCGCUGAGCGUACCCUCGUCGCAGAAGUCUCGGCUCAGAGGGUACACGCGUAUAACAGGUUGGCCCUGCUUCAAAAGGAGCUUGCAAAUCACGAAGAGAUGCUGUCUCAGAUGGAAGAAGAGGUCACAUCGUUAAAGCGCGAGGCGAGAGACAAACAGGAGGCCGUAGAAAAACUCAACGAUAACCUCAAUUUCGAAAUAGAGGCUCGCACACAGCUAUCCCGUGAGAACGCGGCGCUACAGUCAAAGUUGUCGCGCGUGAAGUCGGAGCGCGAUAACAUUGCGUCGCUGGUGGCCACCCUACGGGAACGACUGACGCACACGCAGCUCGAACUGGCCAGCACACGCCGCAGGGUGCUGUGGCCAAGACCUGUCAUGAGAUUGUUCCAGUGCGCGAGAUCGUGGCUUCACCCGUUGGCUCUCUCCGAGGCUCUCAUGUGGUCCCUCUUUCCUACACGAUACGGAUGUUAAACUACAGCUAAAUAGAUGAUAAACAACUUGAUAUAGAUGUCAAUUAUAAUUCAUUUAUGGCUAUAUACUCGUAGUCCAACGCGGAGCGCAUGUUUGUAAACUAACUAUCUAUUAAUCUGUAUCUGUUACAAAAAUUAAUAGAAAAAACAAAUUAAUAGAGCGAAAGCAACACAAUACCUACGCGAAUACGCGAUAGCCUUCGUGCUCUGCGACCGUGCUUUAGGUAAAAUAGCUAAUUUGUUAUUGAAAAAUAUUUUAUAAGUAUGAGGUAGGUAUUCGAAUUUCAUUCUACAUUUAACUUUUUUGGUAGGUAAGGUAUACAAAAGUUUUAUAGGUCCUCCUAGGUAUAUUAGUCUAUUUAUUUUAGAAAGAU